Messenger RNA from Juglans regia (Persian walnut), 852 nucleotides. RefSeq lists its product as uncharacterized. The transcript is spliced from 2 exons. The record is from RefSeq and is a predicted model, not a curated record. Bases 1 to 852 code for a protein of 283 amino acids. Lineage: Eukaryota; Viridiplantae; Streptophyta; Magnoliopsida; Fagales; Juglandaceae.
AUGGUGAUAUCUUGGAACCAGAGUGCAUUCAUUCCCAACAGGCUAAUCUCGGAUAACAUUAUGGUGGCUUAUGAGCUACUCCAUUCUAUGAAAUUAAAACAGAAGGGUAAGGAAGGCACUAUGGCUAUCAAGUUAGACAUGUCAAAAGCUUACGAUAGAGUGGAGUGGAGUUUCUUGGAAAAUCUUAUGCUUAAGAUGGGUUUUGGAAAGAAAUGGACUGACCUCGUGAUGGAGUGUGUUAGGUCAGUUUCUUAUGUUGUCCUUACUAAUGGUGAAGUUGGUGAGGUCCUUUUGCCAUCUAGAGAAUCCAAGGGUUUGAUCAAGGGUACUGCUGUCUCAAGGGGUGGUUUGAGGAUAAACCACCUCCUUUUUGCUGAUGACUGUGUAAUUUUCUGUAGAGCCAAAUUAAUUGAGUGGUAUCAAAUCCGAGAUCUUCUUGUUUUAUAUGAGAGUGCUUCUGGACAAACUCUGAACAAAGAGAAAACCAAUCUUUUCUUUAAAUCCAAUUCUAGAAUGGAGGCAAAUGAAUUCAUUUUGCAGCAAGUGAAUGGGGCAAGGUGUAAUGAUUAUAAUCGAUAUCUAGACCUCCCAACUGUAGUUGGAAGGUCAAAGUAUAACACUUUCAAGUCUUUAAAGGAGAGGACAUGGAUAAGAAUCAAUAGUUGGAACACUAAAUUCGUAUCUUCUGCAGGGAAAGAGAUCCUCAUCAAGAGUGUACUUCAGGCAAUCCCAGCUUAUAUUAUGAGUGUAUUCAAACUGCCUGGACUUCUCCUCAAAGAAAUGGAGAGGAAUUCACUGGAAAUCAUGGAGGGCAAUGGGGAUAGUCAAGAACCAGGGAGGCCUGGGGUUUAG